AUGUCUACUCAAUCUCAUGGCCAUCCCGCGACGUCUCGGGCGUUCCCCGCCUUCAACCCUGUUGCCGCGGUGGCAGCUCCCGCGGGGACCUUGCUUCCGGGUACCAAGAUCCAGGUUGGCAGCCACCGCGUGGUGGUUGAGAAGUAUCUUUCAGAAGGUGGUUUCGCUCAUGUCUACGUGGUGCGAUUGCCUCAGCCAGUCAAUGGCACUGAUACCGCUGUCCUGAAGCGGGUUGCCGUCCCCGACAAGGCGGCGCUGGCCAACAUGCGCACCGAGGUGGAAACCAUGAAGAAACUGAAGGGCCACCGACAUAUCGUGAAAUACAUUGACUCACACGCCUCACAGCUGCGCGGAGGCGGGUAUGAAGUGUUCCUGGUCAUGGAGUACUGCGCCGGCGGUGGGCUUAUCGACUUCAUGAACACCCGGCUUCAGCAUCGCCUGACGGAGCCGGAGAUCGUGAAGAUCUUCUCUGAUGUCGCGGAGGGUGUUGCUUGUAUGCACUAUCUCAAGCCGCCUCUUCUUCACCGCGACCUGAAGGUCGAGAACGUCUUGAUCUCUGGCAAGGGGUCUUCUGCUACCUACAAACUGUGUGAUUUCGGAUCAUCAGCGCCCCCUCGUCCAGCUGCUACGUCUGCUGCGGAAGGGAGACUAAUCGAAGACGAUGUACAGCGUCAUACAACGCUGCAGUAUCGCAGCCCUGAGAUGAUUGAUGUUUAUCGCAAGCAACCCAUUGACGAGAAGAGCGACAUCUGGGCCCUUGGUGUGUUUUUGUACAAGCUCUGCUACUAUACAACACCCUUUGAAGAGGUCGGCCAGAUGGCUAUCCUAAACGCAACCUUCAAAUACCCCUCCUACCCCUCAUUUUCGAGUCGGUUGAAGCUAUUUAUUGGCACGAUGCUGAAAGAGGACCCACGCAAUCGACCCAAUAUAUACGAGGUCGUUCGCGAAGUAUGCAAAAUGCAAGGGAAGGACGUUCCUAUCACAGACAUAUACUCCAACCGCUCUCAUUCCGAAGCGCGCAAAAACCAAGAACUACCCCCUACCCCAACCGAAGCUCCUGCGCCCGGCGCAAAGUUCUCGCCACCAGUGCAGGAAACGGAGAUUAUUCCAGAAAUCGCGCCUAUGCGCCGUGGACGACCAGGAAAAUCACAGGCAUCUGAUAUUGGCUCUUCGCGACCAAGCCCCUCGCCGUACAGAGCAGGUGCUGGCAGUUCCUCGAGUGAUCCAUUCGCCGCUUUGGAUGACGAUGGCACUCGGAAGAAGGCAGCAGAAGAGGCAGCCAGACGGUUCCCAUCGUUGGAUCAAUUUGACAUACUACACGAAAAGGGUGACAAAUUUGAGUUCGAGCGGACAGUUGAACCGCAAGUCGAGGAUGAGGAUCUUUCGCAGAGGCUCACUAACGCCUUGGCCGAUGAUGCCUUCGCUCGCCGUGCCUCGCCUGAACGUACGCCGAAUCCAGUAUACAAGCGACCCUCCCAAGCUUCCCCUGUACGAGCUCCCGUAUCCCGCGAAACCCCCCGACAGGCAACGCCUCUAUACCAGCCUACUCCGCAGCGACCUGCAAUGGUAUCAACAGGCACUAUGACCUCACCCGCUCCAACGCCCCGCUUGAACGAACCGAAGAUAUCCAAUCGCCCAAUUUAUCGGUUCCCUCCGGAUAAUGAACAGCGAUCCUCUAGUCAGCCUUGGACUGCUGAGGAGGAACAAAGAGUGGCUAGAUCUCACCGCGCGCGUUCACCUCCUGCAUCAAAAUUCAAGCCGGAAGAAAGCCCGCGGUUGUCAGCCGAUCGGAUUUCUACUCACCCCAGCUCCGCCCGCCCCUCAAUGGAAACCUUGAGACGGCCGUCGACAUUGGAGGUGGGUGAUCAUCACGCGGCCCGUUCCAAAUCUGCCGUUGGCAAAGGUCGACCCUUGUCGGUGCAAUCCGGGGCGAGAUACGACAUCCCGCGUGAUGCCGAGAGCCCGCGGGCCUCGCUGGACAUGUCUCGGAUGCAGUAUGAGGGCGGGGCGCCCUUGCGCUCAGUCCGCACGGAAGUGGACCGCGAGUCCGAUCGGGCCAAUAUUUCAUCUGAUAUGGAUUACCUGCGAGCAAUGGAGGAAGAGGAAAGUAACCGCAAGCGUGAGAAGCGCUCCAGCGGCAGCCACAAACACAACAAGCGUGGCAGUCUGUCCACUUUGUCUCUUUCAGGGGGCAAGAACCUGUUCGCUGGUCGCUUUGGCGAUGCGUUCCGCCGAUUCGAGGCUGGCAACCAGGAUAAGCCUUCGACACCGUCAGCGGAAGAAGCACCCCAACAGAUGCUAAUUGGGGUGUCUGAUUCAGGCGAUGAUUCCAACUCUCCCACCAAUGAAAUUGCGCUCGAAGAUCCGGACCGCGACGACAUUUCUCCCGAGAUGCGGCGAGAAUUGGAACGCCGCCGACUCUCCCAGGAGGAGAAACGAGUGGCUCAAGCCGCGGCUGAAUACCGGCGCCGGGUCGCCGACAAGGGAGAUGGAGGUGGCAGAGCACCAGGCGAUGGUCCUCGUUCACGGACUAUACAAAACAAGGUGCAAUCGCUGUUUGCCGAGUCUGAAAAGCCAGCCGGUCCCAAGACCGCUACUGGCUAUGGUCGGUUCACGGAGACUUCCUCUUCUUUGCAGGCAAAGCAGAGCGAGGCAACCUCCAAACCUCCUGCCCAAAUCCCUACCUCCCGGACCCCUGGCCCUGUCUACAGUGCGCGUGAGAGCACAAUGUCACCUCCCGAUCGCCGGGACGGCGCCAGCGCUCCCGCGGGGCUUCAACAGUCCGCCUCCACUGGAUAUCAGUCGACUCAACGCUCUGCUGCUCGCCCAGUGGCGCCCCCGAAGCCUAAGAAUCUGCGAGUCGGCGGUGAGACCUCUCGACCUGGCACCGGUAACGACAAUCGUCCUCCUUCUCAGUCGACCCCGCAAAGCCCCGGAGAGGACUGGGAGGCCAAUUUCAGCAAGCGGUUCCCCAGUCUUUCUGGAAUUGAGAUGGAGACUGAGAUUGAGAUCCCGAAGUUCCCAAGUUUGAGGACACGGGAAGUCUGGGGCUGUCGCAGUAGCCGUAGUUUCGGUGGUGUCACCGCCUUUGUUUCUCCCCGCAAGAUCGAGAGAAAUCCCAUUUCAUGUUCCCAAGCACAUCACUUCGUUUGA
Molecule: messenger RNA, 3153 nt
Organism: Penicillium salamii
Lineage: Eukaryota; Fungi; Ascomycota; Eurotiomycetes; Eurotiales; Aspergillaceae
Source: the annotation of a GenBank genome assembly